AUGGGUCAUUCAUUGCAACUAGCACAUCAAAUAAAAGGGAAAGAAGUUUUGAUCAUAGGUGGUGGGAAGGUUUGCAUAACUAGAUUAAAGAAGUUAUUGCCUGCCGGGUCCAAAAUUACAUUAGUAUCAACAGAAGUUGAUCCAAAGAUAUUGAACAAUGAUUAUUUUCCAUCAAACUUGAUGAAUAAGGAAGGCAAUACAAAGCGCGAAUACACCAACAUGAAUUGGGAUAAGAAGGAGAAGACGCAAAUUUUUAAGAUCAUCCGUACGGAAUAUAAAGAGGAAUACUUGACUAUCGAUGAUCAUGACAAUAAAAAUGGUUGGAAUCUAAUUCUUGUCUGCAUCUCAAGUUUUGAAAUCUCAGAGAAGAUUUAUUGGAAGGCCAAAGAGAUCUUUGGUUCUCAACAACUGAUUAACGUUGCCGAUAAGCCAUCUCUUUGUGAUUUCUUCUUCGGCGCAAACCUUGAUUUGGAAGGUGGUCUACAACUGAUGGUCAGUAGUAAUGGUAUCAGUCCAACUUUGGGAGGAUUGAUGCGUGAUGAGAUCAACAGACAUUUCGCGUCUCUAAAUUUCGAAGUAAUCAUGGAGAAGCUAGCAAACUUGAGAUUCGGAAUAAGAGAAUUGACUACUAAUCCUGACGGAGAAGAUGAACCUCAAGUUAUAGCAUACAGAAUGACGUGGAUCAAAACAGUGACAGAUAUAUUUGGGUUGAAAUACUGCGAAAAUAUUAAUGUCCCCAAAUUAUUGGAACUUUUCGAAAAAAUGCAACAUGAUGAUUAUUCUUUGAGUUUCGGUGACGCACAAGAAUUUAUCACUAAAUACACAUUAUAA
Molecule: messenger RNA, 831 nt
Organism: Naumovozyma dairenensis CBS 421
Lineage: Eukaryota; Fungi; Ascomycota; Saccharomycetes; Saccharomycetales; Saccharomycetaceae
Gene: MET8
Product: bifunctional precorrin-2 dehydrogenase/sirohydrochlorin ferrochelatase MET8
Exons: 1
Coding region: 1-831 (276 amino acids)
Biological process (GO): siroheme biosynthetic process
Molecular function (GO): protoporphyrin ferrochelatase activity; precorrin-2 dehydrogenase activity
Source: RefSeq, a predicted model, not a curated record